AUGAACCUCUUCUUGCUGCUCCUCUGCUUCGCAGGGCUGGCCCCUGCCAGUUGCAACGUGAUUCAGUUCGGUUCAAGGAUUAAGCACAAGACAAGGAAAUCGCCGCUGUCCUACAACACUUACGGCUGCUACUGUAGCUUGGGGGGAUCCAAACAGCCACUGGAUGCAACCGACUGGCGCUGCCAUGCCCACGACUGCUGCUACAAGAAGCUGUCUUCCUCUCAAUCCACAACCCGGUGCAAAAGAUGGAGCUGCGACUGCAACAGAUGGGCGGCAGAGUGCUUCCAAAGGACAGCCAGGACCUACCGCAACUCUUAA
This is a messenger RNA of Aquila chrysaetos chrysaetos, 318 nucleotides long. RefSeq names its product group IIE secretory phospholipase A2-like. The record is from RefSeq and is a predicted model, not a curated record. NCBI's taxonomy places the organism in Eukaryota, Metazoa, Chordata, Aves, Accipitriformes, Accipitridae. Gene Ontology annotation, biological process: arachidonate secretion; lipid catabolic process; negative regulation of T cell proliferation. Gene Ontology annotation, molecular function: calcium ion binding; phospholipid binding. The transcript has 4 exons. The coding region runs from base 1 to 318 and encodes 105 amino acids.